CCUCCUGGCCAAGAUGGCGGCGCCCUUAGCGCAGCAGCUGCAGGAGCUGCUCGACCCCCGGCCCAGCUGCCGCGACCCUGAGGACGAUGCGGAGGAAGCUACAGUUGCUAAAGUAAUUGACAAAUUUGAGGACGAAACUGCAGAUGACAUUUUACCUGUUGGUGACAUAAGGAAAAGAGCUUCAGCCUCUCUCUUGGAAGCUGAUAAAAGGUACAGAGGGAAAGCUACAUCUCGCAAGGCCUUGCAAGAAGAACUCUGGGGAGAUGCUCUGUCUGAAGAAGGGUCUGCCGAAGAAGCACUAGAGGAAUGGUACAGUGGCAGUGAGGAUUCAGAAGAGAACGGCAGCUCGGGCAGUGAAACAAAGGAGAAGCUCAGCCGUGCUGGCAGUGACCAGGAAGAUGACUUGGAAGAUGAUGAAGAGAAAGAUGUGUCUGUCAAGGCCAAGGCACCAAAGUUCAGUUUCCAGAACAUCACAGACUUUGAGAAAUUUGCAGAGGGGAUGGAUGAUGUGGGAGGCAGUGAGGGGGAAGAUGAAGAUGAUGCCAGCAUGGAAGAAGGAAGCGAUGAGGAGGAAUGUGAGAGUGAAACCCAUGACAGUGUAAAGGAAACCAAAGACAAGGAAGAUGAUGAGGGGAUAAUGACAUUCUCAAAAAGAGAGGAGACUGAAGAAGUGGAAAGGGGGAAAGCUGUGAAGAACCAGCUAGCACUCUGGGACCAGCUGUUGGAAGGGAGGAUCAAGAUACAGAAGGCUCUCGUGACGGCCAACAGGCUCCCACAGCCAGACACCUUCCCACUCUUCAGGAAGGAAGGUGGACAGGAGUUUGACAAUGCUGUUGAGAGCUGUUGUAAAGCCUUGGAGGCAUUGCUGAAAGUGUUAGUGGACCUCCAGGAUGAGCUGCUUUAUCAGUACCCAGGCACGAGGCAUCUGGUGGAUGGAAAGCAAGCAAAAACUGAGAGCGACGAUGAAAUCCCUAGCAGCAGUGAUGAAGAGCAAGUGAAGAAGGCCCAGGAGAAGAGGAGGAGCCUCCCCAAACGGAAGCUGAGGAUGGAGGAGUACCCAGAGUUCAUAGCCAAGCGCUACGCUGACUUCAGGACCUAUCGCAACAACGUCCUGCAGAAGUGGCAUGAGAAGACAAAGCUGGCAUCUGGCAAAAUGGGAAAGGGUUUCGGUGCCUUCGAGCGCUCCAUCCUGGCUCAGAUCGAUCACAUCCUGCUGGACAAGGAGCGGCUGCUCCGGCGCACGCAGACCAAGCGCUCUGUGUACACCGUGGUGGGCAAGCAGGAGCCGGAGCCGCCCCCGCUCCCCCAGCCUUUGCCUGGAGACGUGGAAGUCCUCCCUCCCUCUGAUUCCAACAGGCACCUGAAGGACAUAGAUGAGGAGAUAUUUGAUGAUGAUGACUUCUAUCACGAGCUCCUUCGGGAAUUCAUAGAGCGUAAAACCACCUCGUGGGACCCCAACGACCAGGUCGCGAUGGGCAGGCAGUGGUUGGCCAUCCAGAAGUUACGGAGCAAGAUAAAGAAGAAAGUGGACAGGAAAGCCAGCAAGGGAAGGAGGAUCAGGUAUCACGUCCACAGCAAGCUGGUGAGCUUCAUGGCACCUAUUGACCACUGCACAAUGAAUGAUGAUGCCAGGACGGAGCUGUAUCGGUCGCUGUUUGGAAAGAUCAGGAGUGAAGAACCCAACCAGAACUAGACCACGACUGGCCCCACCAGCCCUCUGCUACCCUGGCUUCUCACAUCUCUGCCUGGGCAGCCUCCACAAAGGGUUUGUUCCCCCAAACCUUGCUGAAUGUCUAUCAAACACGGCCACUCUAAA
This is a messenger RNA of Pogoniulus pusillus (Red-fronted tinkerbird), 1816 nucleotides long. It is a transcript of the gene AATF, whose product is annotated as apoptosis antagonizing transcription factor. Bases 14 to 1693 code for a protein of 559 amino acids. Gene Ontology annotation, biological process: regulation of transcription by RNA polymerase II. The record is from RefSeq and is a predicted model, not a curated record. NCBI's taxonomy places the organism in Eukaryota, Metazoa, Chordata, Aves, Piciformes, Lybiidae. Gene Ontology annotation, cellular component: nucleolus; nucleus. The transcript has 12 exons.